GCCCAUACUUAGUUUCAUCGUUGACAACAACAUUGCCACCCCCAAAGUCCAGUGUUCCUUUUUCACUCACUCCUUCUUGAAGCGAAGUUCCAAGUUGAAAGCUCUCUUCGUCUCUUCAGGGGGGUGCUGCUAGUUUGUUGAAACAACACCUUUUCACGUGUCGUUGUUUUGGUGAUUUAUAUUGAAAUUGCAAGUUUUUAAGUUCAGAAGUUUCAUAACAUUUUAGCAUUUCUCGCCAUCCUUUGAUUUUUCGUGAUGAUGUGAACUGCGAGGUGAUUUGGGGGAAUGCUGCUAGUUUGUUGAAACAGCAUCUUUUCUGAACAUCAUCCUGAUUUCAUGUUUCACUGUUUUGGUUGAACGAAGACAUGAGGUUUACCCAACUUUCCAGAUUGAUUGGCCAUCUCCCUCGGCCUGGUACACGUGGGAAUUUUCAAUCCCGUGCCUUCCAGCCUGAUGUUGUUCAUAGAGAUCCUAAUGGCAAGCUAAUUAAGUACAAAAUUCCUCAAUUCUAUGAUCCUUAUGGCCCCAAACCUCCACCCUCGGAAAAAAUUACUCAGCUUGCAGAACGGAUUGGAGCACUAUCGGAAGAAGAACGAGCUCAAAUUAUGCCUGCUUUGGCAGAAAGAUUAAAUCUUCCAAAGUUGCAGCUAAUUUCAACAGAAGGGUUGGACUUGGGUUCAGAAGGUGGUGCUGCUGGACCAAAGGUCGAGGAGAAAAAGGCAGAGAAGACAGCUUUUGAUGUGAAGCUGGAGAAAUUUGAUGCUGCCGCAAAGAUCAAGGUGAUUAAGGAGGUAAGAACAUUUACUAGCCUGGGAUUGAAAGAGGCCAAAGAUCUUGUUGAAAAGGUACCGGUUGUGCUUAAACAAGGAGUCACAAAAGAGGAGGCAAAUGAUAUUAUAGAAAAAAUAAAAGCUGCUGGAGGAGUUGCAGUUAUGGAGUAGAAUUUUGAGAUGUUGGAUUGUUGUUCAGAACUCAGUAUCACAAUUUUUUCUUAAUGUGCAAUGGGAUGCCAUAUGCAUAGUUGCAUGCAUGAUUAGAAGACAAUUCUAAAGGCAUGAAGUAGAUUUAAGGUUCAAGGACUAGCUGUUGAAUAAUUUAUCUGAAUCAAUUGUUUCUUAGCUGAGUUUUCUUGUUAAUUACUGUAUCACUCUUAACUGCUGUUCUGGUUUGACAUUGGUAACACUCUUUUCGGCUAUCAUUUGCUCAUACUUUUCAUUCCAGAUGAAAUGAUUCUGGGAUGAUUGGAAAUUUUUUAUGUAUGGAAUUCUCUUUUACCUCA
Lotus japonicus is the source of this 1279-nucleotide messenger RNA. RefSeq lists its product as uncharacterized. Gene Ontology annotation, cellular component: ribosome. The record is from RefSeq and is a predicted model, not a curated record. Gene Ontology annotation, molecular function: structural constituent of ribosome. NCBI's taxonomy places the organism in Eukaryota, Viridiplantae, Streptophyta, Magnoliopsida, Fabales, Fabaceae. The coding region runs from base 366 to 941 and encodes 191 amino acids. Gene Ontology annotation, biological process: translation. The transcript has 3 exons.